Raphanus sativus (radish) is the source of this 1644-nucleotide messenger RNA. RefSeq lists its product as uncharacterized. NCBI's taxonomy places the organism in Eukaryota, Viridiplantae, Streptophyta, Magnoliopsida, Brassicales, Brassicaceae. The record is from RefSeq and is a predicted model, not a curated record. The transcript has 2 exons. Bases 142 to 1026 code for a protein of 294 amino acids.
AUAGAGUAGACAAUAGUGGAUGGUGGUAGUGGAACCACUUAAUGCUAUUUCACCUUCCCUGUUUUUCUCCCUUUCACACAAAAAUCAAAAUAUAAUAAUUAAACAAAUCAUGUCGCACCAAAUAUCUUAUUUACCACGAAGAUGGAGUCAGGUAAUAGUAGUAGCAUGCAAUCUUCAAGCGGCGGAGGUAGAGGAGGAGAAGAAGAGUAUGACUCACGCGCCGUCGAUCAAUCCAUCUCAGCCUUUGACCACCACAACCACCAAGUGCCAUCUCUACCUCCGCAGCAACAAAGCCACCUUAACCUCCUCCACUUCGACCACAACAACGACAACUCUCUAGUACUACCAAACUACUUCAACAACAACACGUUCCUACCCGUAAACCAACAACCAGACCCGGUUUCUCAACCAGACCUCCGAACCUUCUCCGCCACGUCAUCCUUCCCUCCUCCUAACAACAUAGGAGUAGUCAAGAAAACCAAGAAAAGAUCACGAGCAUCAAGAAGAGCACCAACGACGGUUCUAAUGACGGAAACUUCGAAUUUCCGAGCGAUGGUUCAAGAGUUCACCGGAAUCCCAUCUCCGCCACUAUUUAACAACAACUCCGUCGUGAACACCACACGCCUCAACACUUUCCUCGGCUUGUCUUCUUCAUCAUCACCAAACUCUUACAACAAUCUCUUGCUACGACCUUUCGCUCAACAACUCCUCCCAACAACGUCUCCUCUCCUAUCCGGAUCACAGAUUCAUCAGCAAUAUCAAAACCCUAGCAACAGUUUCGAGAAUAUUAAUCUACAGUCUCUUCUUCAAGCUCAGAUUUCAAACAUUACUUCAAACCCUAGAAGCAAUGAUAACGUUCAGUUUGGCCAUGGUAUGUUGCAGAGUCCAUCUACUACUCCUCUGACGACGACGACAGUGGCUAACGGGAACAUAACCGCCGGUGAAAAUGGAGGUUACGGUGGUUCCGAUCGUGAUCAUAAUAAUGACAGUACGUGGUUAUGUUCAUCUUCAGACCAAAGACCAUAAUAGUAUGUAUACAUAUACAUAUAUAUUGUCCGAAAUCAAAGUUAGUCUGUUGACAUGAUUAUUCAACAAAUUAAACAUAGCACAUAUAUGAUGAUGAAGUUACUCGUUCAUGAUUUCUAUUUUUCGUAUUACACUCUUAGAAUUAGUUUUUUUUUUCUGUUUGUUUGUUUGUGGGUAGGAUACAUAUUCUUUGAAAAUUAGUCAACAUAUGCUUAUAGCUUAGUUUUUUUUGCUAAAGUGCUUAUAGCUUAGUUUUUACCAAAAGUAUAUAUUGGCGAUAUUUGUUUAGAGUAGCACCUUAAUCAUGUAAUAUGUGGUUUUAGAUCCGUGCAAUUAAUAUUCCUCUUAUUUUAAUCAUGGAGUAAUUGGUGGCGAAAAUUGUGGAAUCUUCGACUGCCGCAGGAUUCUGGAAUGUGGUGUCGGGACCAUAGUAUAUAGUUAUAAUUAUAAUUAGAAGAGUAUAUAUUUUUAUAAUGUGGUGAUGGUUUGAAAUAUGAUAAUUCACUGUUCUCCCAUGUGCUUAAUUAAGUCUUUCUUGGUGUCUGCUUUCGCAUCAUUUACAUUUUAAAGAGUCAAGUUCCCAUUAUGAUAUUUAACUCCGUUCUAUAUUUGCUUUUA